AAGCUACACAUGUGGAUAAGGAACCUCGCGCAAAUUAUGAUGCCUUGAGAACUACUAGGACAAUCCUCGGAAUAAUGACGUGGCUGGCCCUUCGAUCAGCCGCCUUCGCGCGGGUGCCGGCCACAACGACAUGCCUGCCGGGCGCGCGCUUAUACUCCGGCGCAACGACCGGCGCCGGCCGCGCCUCGGACCCGCUCCGGAUCCUCUUCUGCGGCUCAGAUAACUUCAGCUGCGCAGCGCUGACCGCGCUGACUGCAGAGAGUAAACGAAAUCCGGCACUAAUCGAGUCGCUGGAGGUCGUGGUUCGGCCGAGCAAGCCGUCGGGGAGAGGGAUGAAGAAUGUUCGUGAGGUUCCGUUGAGGACCCUCGCUCAGCAGCUCAAAUUACCGAUUCACGUGAGAGACACGUUUACCAAGUGGCAGCCACCCAGUGACUUCAAUCUCAUCAUUGCCGUCUCCUUUGGUCUUUUCGUGCCGCCGAGAUUACUCAAGAUGGCAAAGUACGGAGGUCUGAACGUUCACCCAUCACUGCUACCAGAAUUCCGCGGCCCCGCGCCCCUCCAACACACCCUCCUACAAGGGCGCACACACACUGGCAUCACCCUUCAAACCCUGGACCAUAAAGCCUUUGAUCACGGCGACAUACUGGCCCAGACACCGUUGCCAGGCAUCCCAAUCCCGGAAAACUGUACUACGCAGCAGCUGCUCGACGUUGUCACACCGCCGGCUGCCGAAAUGCUCGUCGACGGUCUACGGCGAGGUGUCCACGUUCCUCCGCACGUGAAUGUCGGCUGGGCGUAUUCCUCCUCAAACUUCGAGGAGGACUCAAACAAAGCACCUCCGCACGCGCCCAAGAUAACAAACCACGACCGCUGGAUUGCUUGGUCGGAGUGGACCGCCGCCGAAGUCGCAACGCGGCAGCGCGUGCUGGGCGGCGUGUGGUCAUCUGCGGUCAACCAGACCACGGACACGGAGAAGAGGAUCAAGUUGGGACGGGUAGAGGCCGUACCCCUCGAGGACAUGCCUGAGCACAUUAAGCAGUUUACCAGACUAUUGAGGGUGGAUAAGAAAGACCGAACAAUUGCUAGCGAUGCAACACCGGAGGACGGUACAAACGUGAAGCUUGUCAAUUGGAUUCAGGGGACGCAAGAUGGACAUAGGAAAGUACUUCAAUGUCCAUUUUUCGAGCACGAGGAUGGGAAGAGCAUUUUAAUUCCCUUUGUGGAGGGCGACAAGGUACUCAAGGUAUCGACCAUGAUUGUCGAGGGCUCCGCGGAACGCGCUGCUGUGAGCGCCAUUAAGAGCUUUGCCGUAGUUGGGGAUGGGAGGCACUGGGAAUUGACUCCUUCCCCCUUUUAGAAUUCAGUGUUACAGGUGUACGAUAGGUAAUAUAGUGAUGAGGUUAGUCACCAUCUGCACCCGACUAUCACAAACUUUUCAUCCUUCCAUGUGUUGAGCGAGAUUUCUGGCUCGGCCAGUGGACAAGGAGUCGCCAUAACAUAUUCUUACGGUUCCUGAAGCCUUCUUGCCAUGGAGGAAGCUCCAGAUUUAGUAUCUAUUCCUAUUACCUUAGAUAUGUCGAGGUUGAAGUCUGGUCGAUGAG
This is a messenger RNA of Colletotrichum acutatum, 1602 nucleotides long. RefSeq names its product formyl transferase. Gene Ontology annotation, cellular component: mitochondrion. The transcript is spliced from 4 exons. The record is from RefSeq and is a predicted model, not a curated record. NCBI's taxonomy places the organism in Eukaryota, Fungi, Ascomycota, Sordariomycetes, Glomerellales, Glomerellaceae. Gene Ontology annotation, molecular function: methionyl-tRNA formyltransferase activity. Gene Ontology annotation, biological process: conversion of methionyl-tRNA to N-formyl-methionyl-tRNA; biosynthetic process. The coding region runs from base 75 to 1358 and encodes 427 amino acids.